Molecule: messenger RNA, 1531 nt
Organism: Erinaceus europaeus (western European hedgehog)
Lineage: Eukaryota; Metazoa; Chordata; Mammalia; Eulipotyphla; Erinaceidae
Product: SAP domain-containing ribonucleoprotein-like
Biological process (GO): poly(A)+ mRNA export from nucleus
Cellular component (GO): nucleus
Molecular function (GO): zinc ion binding
Source: RefSeq, a predicted model, not a curated record
CAGUGGACCCAAGAACCUCCUGGAGCUUCUCAAGCCAGAGAAAAAGCUGAAAGCCCCUGUCCCUGCUCCUGGACAGCAGCCUAGCUCAGAAAGUGUCCUGGGAUUGAGCCCCCUGCACCAUGGCCCAGCAAGUAUUCCUGAAAGAUCUGAGGGCAGAGUUCAGCUGCCACGUGUGCCUGGACUUGCUGACAGACCCAGUAACCCUAGACUGUGGGCAUCACUGCUGUGUCUCCUGCCUCCAGAAGCGCUGGCAGGACCGGCUGGACAUCCUCCCCUGUCCUGUCUGCCAGCACCACUGUGCCCACAGGAAGCUGCAGAAGAACAGCCAGCUGAGCACCCUGGUUGACAUGGUGAAGCAGCUGCCCAGCUCAGGGAGCAAGAGGAAGCAGCAGCAGCAGCAGGAGCAGCCCCUGUGUGAGCAGCACCAGCAGGUGCUCAGCCUGUUCUGUGAGCAGGAGCUGCAGCUGGUGUGUGUCCAGUGCAGGGUGUCCUGUGAGCAGCAGGGUCACCCUGUCACCCCCACUGAAGAGGCUGCUUUUCAUCACAGGAAGAAACUCAAAUCUCACCUGCAGACCCUGAGCAAGCAGCUAGAAGAUGCUCACAAGGGGUUAGAAAUGCAAAACAGAAGCUCAGUGGAGUGGAGAGGUAGCAAGAUGGCAGCAGCAACAGUGGAGUGCCAUAAGCUGAAGCUUGAGGAACUAAAGCAAGAAUGUCUUGCUCGUGGCCUGGAGACCAAGGGGAAAAAACAAGAUGUCAGCAACAGGCUUCUGGCAUAUCUUGAAGAACAUGGUGAAGAAGAGGCAAAUGAAGAAGAUGUACUGGGAGAUGAAACAGAGGACGAAGAACCAAAGCCCCUGGAUCUACCUGUCCAAGAAGAAGAAAAAUCCUCUGAAAAAACCGUAGACAUGACAGCAGAGAAGAAAGUGAUUAAACUUACAUCUGAAAUGUCCCAGGCUGAGAGAAUGCAGAAGAGAGCUGAACGAUUCAAUGUACCCUUGAGUCUGGAGAGUAAAAAGGCUGCCUGGGGAGCUAGAUUUGGGAUUUCUUCAGUUUCAAAAAAAGGCCUAUCACAUGACACCAAGCCUAUGGUUAACCUUGAUAAACUGAGGCAAAGAGCUCAAAGAUUUGGUCUAAAUGUCUCCUCCUCCAUCUACAGAAUGUCUGAAGGUGAUGAGAAACUGCAAAAGAGGAAGGAGAGAUUUGGGAUUGUCCCAAAUUCUGCUGGAACAGGAACCACAGAAGACACAGAGGCGAAGAAGAGGAAAAGAGCAGAGCGUUUUGGGAUGGCCUGGUGAAAGACUCUUGAUACUUUCUGAUCUCUGGUGGUUUCCAGCUCUCUGAUUCUUCUUGGUUUUACAAAAGAACAUAUCUGUAUACAGACUCGUAAAUACACAGUCAUGUACCUAAGUCCUGCCGCUCAGUGAGGGGGCAUGUACCUCAGAACAUCCACAAAUCCAGCAGCAAUGUGACUCACUGCUGAAGCAAUUUGUUGUGUUGUUUUUAUUAUUAUUUUCUUAUUAACAAAAUUAAA